GCCGCGUCGAGGCCGCUGCCCCGCGAACAGCGAGCUGUCGGGAGGAGCAGGAAGCGGCUCCGCCACAGCGGAAGCCAGAGCGCGUUUGGCGUUUGGGAAUAAUCGCGCUGGCACUCGGAGCAGAGGGAGGUGUCAAGGAGCGCGUCGUCCGCGCGCAACAGGGGAACCGGGGUUCGUGCCAAUUUCACUCCGUCGCCGCUCAAACUUUCUUCCAAUCCCGCCUUGUUCAGUUUUCUUUUGCCUUUAAAUCUUUGAAGAAAAUGUCUCGCAAGAAGGCUGCCAAGGGCAAAGCGGCCACCGGCUGCAGCAGCAGCAGCGGCGGCGGCGGCCCGUCCGCGGGCAGCCCCGCGGGCAGCCCCGCGGGGAGAGGCGCCGGGAAGACGGCGAGGAGCAGCCCGGGCAUCGUCCAGAUGAACGGCGUGGUCCACCCCAGCAGACCCUCCGUCAGCAGCAGCAGCGAGUUCUACGACCUCGCGUUCAAGGUGAUGCUGGUCGGAGACUCUGGCGUGGGGAAAACCUGUCUGCUCGUCCGUUUCAAAGACGGCGCUUUCUUGGCUGGAAGCUUCAUCUCCACUGUGGGCAUUGACUUCAGGAAUAAAGUCCUGAGCAUUGAUGGAGUCAAGGUGAAGCUCCAGAUCUGGGACACCGCCGGACAGGAGCGGUUCCGCAGUGUCACUCAUGCCUACUACCGUGACGCCCAUGCUCUGCUUCUGUUGUAUGAUGUCACGAACAAAUCAUCCUUCGACAACAUACAGGCAUGGCUGACUGAGAUCCAUGAAUACGCCCAACAGGAUGUGGUGCUCAUGCUGCUUGGAAACAAGGCGGAUGCUACACAUGACAGGGUGGUGAAGAGAGAGGAUGGAGAGAGGCUGGCUAAGGAGUUUGGAGUUCCCUUCAUGGAGACCAGCGCCAGGUCAGGUCUUAAUGUUGAGCUGGCUUUCACCGCUGUGGCUAAGGAGCUGAAGCACAGGUCCACGAAGGAUCCCAGUGAGAAGUUUAAGCUGCAGGAGUACGUCACUAAGGAGAUGAAGGGCACUGGGUGCUGCAGGUCUUAAAGCCUGCUCCUGUCACUCUCUGUGUGUGUGUGUGUGUGUGUGUGUGUGUGUGUGUGUGUGUGUGUGUGUGUGUGUGUGUGUGUGUGUGUGUGUGUGUGUGUGUGUGUGUGUGUGUGUGUGUGUGUGUGUGUGUGUGUCACAUCUUCAUAAUGUGUAUAUUUAUAUCUGACUUUAUCAGAGAGGAGGAGUCAGCUCCGGCGAGGUAUAAACCUUUUUGUCCUUCUGAUGAUAGUCUGUUGCCCCGCACUCAUCCUGCUGCCCCGCUCUCCUCUUGUAUGUCUUUUCAACCCGGCUCAUAGAAUGUGAUAUCUAGCAAAUACCUUUGCAUCCACUCAUGUUGUGAUUUUUUCUGAUGGAGGGAUUUCAUCUUUUUCUUCAGAGACAAAGCACAUGUACGUUUAAAGCCAUUUAUCUUCUUACCUAAGUGUCAGUGGAAUCUGUUUGAAUUCUCUCUUCUUGUUCAACGUAUGGAUGAAAGCUCAUCUUCCAGAUGUGUAGUGUAUUUCGUCGUCUGUCUGUGUUUUAGGCUCCGUGGAGCCAGUUUAGCUCACCAGCAUAAACUCAGUCUAAGCAUUUACAUGGUUCAGCUGUGGAUACCUGGGGUUGUGUAUUACUUCAGCAAAAUGUUUAAGUACUUUAUUGUUGCUUCUUUUGUAUAAAAAGAUAUGGAGUGAAGAAAAGCAUCAUUUGCCACGUCAAACCAUUGUUUUAGUAGAUUUGAAUUCAUGCUAAAUGCCAAAAUAAGAAAAUUAGUUUAAACAAAUGUACAGAAACACAACAGUGCAUGGGUUACACAACAUGUAACAGUUUUCAGAUAAAUUACUGGGGAUAUUUUUCUAUUUUGGGGAUCAGUUUUGAGUCUUGGGGAGCUCUAAUGCAACUUUUUUUCUUGCUAAUAAAUAUAAUCUUUUGUUUAGAAAUUAUUUAAAAACAGGUUGAUGGUGUAAAUCCUUUUUUCUGCAUGUAAAAAAAGUUUGGCACUUUAGAUGGUUAAUGAGUUGUGAGUGGGGUUCGGGGAAUAAACACCUCCAGUAUGAUGACCAUUUUACCUGAAGUAUUGUAUAUGAAACGAGCAUAAUUCUGUUUUAGUUGUAGCCAGUGCAAAUAUUUCUAGAAUACUUUAAAUCCUGCUGUUGUUUUCCAUUCAUUAAUAUAUAAUGGGGAUAUACAGUAGUACAGUAGGCCUUUCUCAUUUCUUAUGUUUCUUAUAAUCUAUUAACAGUAUUUAACCUAUUCUUCAUAAAUAAUCAUAAGCCUCUUUUGACAGUUGUUUUGGUAGAUUUCAUCUAAGUCAUAAAAUCUGAAUAUCUAUACAGUAUUUACGGUACAUGCUCCCAUUUUGAUGUUCUCAGUAAUGUAUUGGUUUUACUACUUUUCAAUGUGCAACUUCUUUCUUAGAGCUGAAAGUGAACCACAAUAAAAACAGAAGGUUAUGUGGCUCUUA
This is a messenger RNA of Scophthalmus maximus (turbot), 2499 nucleotides long. RefSeq names its product ras-related protein Rab-26-like. Lineage: Eukaryota; Metazoa; Chordata; Actinopteri; Pleuronectiformes; Scophthalmidae. Bases 261 to 1055 code for a protein of 264 amino acids. The transcript has 10 exons. Gene Ontology annotation, molecular function: GTP binding; GTPase activity. Gene Ontology annotation, cellular component: Golgi apparatus; endosome. The record is from RefSeq and is a predicted model, not a curated record.